Messenger RNA from Alosa sapidissima (American shad), 2044 nucleotides. RefSeq names its product spermatogenesis associated serine rich 2 (gene spats2). Bases 423 to 1928 code for a protein of 501 amino acids. The record is from RefSeq and is a predicted model, not a curated record. The transcript has 13 exons. Gene Ontology annotation, cellular component: cytoplasm. Lineage: Eukaryota; Metazoa; Chordata; Actinopteri; Clupeiformes; Clupeidae.
AGCUACGUUAUCCAGUGUUAUCCGUUAGCAUUCCCAACCAGACGUCUCUUUUGUAACAACCUAGCUUCUAGCCUGUUUGUGUUUAUCAGUACGUUAAAUGUUUUCAUAUUCGAUCACGUUAGCUGUAGAUAGAAAGUUGGUGUUAUAAAUAGCUAGCCAGAUCGUGCAUGAAGGUGUGAUUUUAAACAUCUAACGCUAACGUUUAGUGAAUAAGCCAAUGCCAGGUAGCAACGUUAACUUUCACUUGAAAUGAAAUGAAACUAUCAUUAGAUAACGUUAGUGUAACGUGCCCGUUAACGUUCGCGUUAGAUGGAUCCCAUGGUCAUUAGAUAUGACUGUGGUAAAGGCUGCAAGUUAUCGGGUUUCUGAACAAAGGUAAGAGCUGAGUCUUCACCUAGGACAAGCAACAAGUGGACUACAGCAUGGCCCGGAAAAACAUCCCUAAAGAUACGUCGGGUGUCGUUUUUGACACUCAUUCCAAAAUGGUGAUGUCCCAGGGAGGAACAUUUGAUCGGAUGAAGGAGAAGAUAAACGCUGUGCGUGCGGUGGUCCCCAACAAGAGCAACAACGAGAUUGCCCUGGUGCUGCAGCACUUUGAGAACUGCGUGGACCGCGCUGUGCACGCGUUUGUGGAAGGAAGUGCUGUGGAGAUCCUGAAGGAAUGGAAUGUCACUGGGAAAAAAAAGCCCAAAAAAAAGAAGAAGCCUAAACCCCAGGUCAAGGAGGCAGACCCCGAGCCUGAGCCCACCCCAUCUGAGUCCACCCUGCUUCCCGAGGUGCCCGACGCGCACAACGGUUUCCAUGCCAACGGUUCGCUGGCCGCUGAGGGUGAGUCUCUGGACUCCCUGAGCGAGCAGCUAGACUCUGUGUCACUGGACGCCGAGCUGGAUUCCGAGCCCGCCACGCCAGACCUGCCCGACCUCACAGCACCUGAAGCAGAGCAACAUUCUUUAAGCCCUGGACUCCAUCAACAUGGUUCCCGUAGCAACAAGUCGCGUCCCAGACCUGGUUCCAGCUCCAGCUCCUCUCACCCAAAUGACCACACAGGUGCAUCUGGUGCCAAAAAAAUUGCUUCCAAUAUCGACCGCUCAGUGAAGGACCUGCAGAGGUGCACGGCGUCUCUGACGCGCUACCGCGUACUGGUGAAGGAUGAGAUGGACACCUCCAUCAAGCGCAUGAAGCAGACGUUUGCGGAGCUUCAGAGCUGUCUAAUGGACAGAGAGGUGGCACUGUUGGGUGAGAUGGAUAAAGUGAAAGCUGAAGCCAUGGCUAUUCUGGAUGGCAGGCAGAAGCGAGCAGAAGAACUCCGACGCUUGACCGAUAAGUCAGCCUCCAUGUCUGAAGACCAGCUAAGCGAACUUCGCGCAGACAUAAAGCACUUUGUUAGCGAGCGCAAGUAUGACGAGGAUUUGGGGAAAGCUGUGAAGUUCACCUACGAACUGGAGCCCCUCAAGGCCAACAUCACGUCUUUUGGAGAUGUGUACCACCCUCAGACGGGCUAUUCCAGCCGCUCUCGCUGUAGCUCCUCCUCCUCCUCCCUGAUUGGCCCAGCAGUGUCGGCUCCGUCAGCAGCUUCUGCUAGCGCCCCCCAGACCCAGGCUCCGCCCCCCGGAGGUCGCCCCAACCAGCCGCACAGACAGGUUUACCAGGGUAACAGGCGCGGAGGUCAGCGGUUUAAUGGCUCCUACCACGACAGGAACCCUGGGCGUGGUGGCUAUCGUUACCAAGGAGAUCGGUACCAGGGUGAACGCUACCAUGGCGACCGCCAUCACGGCGACGGCACUAACUCUGCCCACAGCCGGGGCCCGGCCUACUCUUCCUCUUACAGUCGUCACGAUGGUCCAGCUCAUCCAACUCCUCCAGCUCUUCCAGCUCAUCCAGCUCAUAACGGCCUUCCUCAGAGGCCCCCCCGAACCCACUGCCCCUGACACACGCACACCGUGCACGGUCAUAGCACAUAGCCUCCCGCCUCGCCCUCCCACCACCCCCAAGCCUGGCCAUCUUGUACACUCACACACACACACACACACACGCACACACACCA